AUGGCACUACGGUUCCUACCUGGUGAUCCAAAUAAGGGCUAUAGCACAAUCGACACGCGCGAGUGGGAUGGCAUCCGAUUGCUAGCGUAUUGCUCGGGCAAUAACUUGAUCAUAAUCGAGAACGAGACCCACCUUAUACAGACCAUUUACCUACCGUCGGACGGGCGAGCAGUAGCGAUCGAUGCGUCAAGUGGUCAUAUUGCCGUUGCAUACGACUCUGUUGUUCAUAUUUAUCAACCAAUAAAGUCAUUCAAUGAUCCUGUACGCUGGGAACUGUACUUUGAGAUCCUGGAGAAUGAUUUCGUCGACGCCAUUUCCUGGGGAGCUGGUGAUCUCCUCGUCGGCAGUGACCGGCUUUCGCUUUGGCGUAAUGCUACCAAAACAUUGCUUUUGCAAGAAAGAAUGCCUCAAAGAAUAAGGUUCUGUACGUUUAGCCCGGAUGCUCGCCUUAUUUGCACGUUUGGUUUGGAAGAUUCGCUGCCAAAGAUUUGGGAGAGGAACUCCUUCGAUUCGGAGAAUAUAACCCUCGACUUUGACUAUAUAAUGCAUCCUGCUGAUGUGGUUUCGGCCACAUGGCGGGACUCUGAGUCGCCGGAGCUCAAUGUUCUCUAUACGUUUGCAAAAGAUGGUGUUUUGCGCAUUUGGGCGCCCACCCAGGCUGGUCCAUUUGGACUGUGGUCAUCUAUCUACUGCGGAGAGGUCUCUCCAGCGGUCGUAAACAACACAAGACUUCCUCCAGAUCUACUGGGAGCUGGCCACGAUGCAUUGACUGAUCUAGUGCUCGUUUGGAAUGCCAAUUCGUUGGCAGCUUAUACCAUUGACAAUGUCGGUGGACUCAGAAGAGACAGGCUGGCCAAAGUAACCACAGUUGUGGAGAAUGCCCAACUGAAUAUUGCACGACUCGAGAACUUUGGAUUCGAUGCUGGUGAGGCUCAACUGAUGGUGGUGGGUGUCGAUACUGAAACUAGGGUUCUAGUCCAUGAGUUCAGCGGGGGCCUAUAUUUAAUGGCCAUUGACAACAAACAACUAUCGAGUGCUGUACCUGGUCGAUCAAUUUCUGCGAGCAUUUUAUCAAGUUUCACUGGCCAUCAAAAAUCAAUUCAGAAGAUAAGCAGAAGUUCUCGCGGAGACCGGUUGUUUUCCCAAAGUCGUUUCUCUGAAAAUUGGGUUUGGGAGGCUUUCCCGCUUCGUGACGGUACGACUCUUAUCACGAAAUCAAAGGUCGAUACUUCCCAGGGUCAGAUUUUAUGGUCGGUUGUUCGGGAAAAAACGCUGUUGGCAUUGACAGCCAGGGAACUCACCAUGUGGGAUAUACGGUCCCCCACGGCAAAGCCAGUCGCGUCAAUAGAUGUCCAAGAUGCCGAGAAAUGCUUGAACCUGUUUCUUUUACCUUCAAAUGGUGCAGAAGAUCGGUACAUUGGUGUCUUUGCAAAGUAUAUCCAAAGCUGGCUAUACAAAGACGGUGCUUUCGAAGAUUGUGGACAAUCUGCUCUAGAGGACCUCCAAGGAGAAAUUCGCAAUGCAGCAAGCAUCGACCCCGUACAGGUUUUUGAAACAGAUCAACUGGAGAAUGGCCUAAUUACUAUCACUGAUUCUAAUUGGGUUCAAUGUUGGAAUGGAGAGCUCCAAGGAAACAAGCUUUUUUUCCAUGAAUCUUCGCGUUUCAAACUGGAGGGCGAGGACCCAGUUGUUCGUGUCCAAAUGUCUACCAAUAAAAAGCUAGCUAUUGCUCAACGAAAACGGUUACAAGUUUUUGACAGUGUCCAUCAUAUUGUUGACAUGGACAACGAGGUCGAAAGCGAAGAAGAAAUCCAUGACCUAGAUUGGACGACGACCUCUACGGAAGACAAUCUCUUGGGGGUUGGAUUUUCACAAAAAGUUGUUAUAUACUGCCAGCAACGCUACGAUUAUUCCAAAGAGCUCGAUGCGUGGAUGCCCAUUCGCGUCAUCGACAUUAGUGCAUACACGACGCACAACAUUGGAGACUCUAUUUGGUUGAAGGAUGGGACGUUUGUUAUUGGUGCCGGAAACCAACUAUUCAUUCAAGACUGUCAUGUGGAUAUGAAAGACCAAACAAUGCGGCAGGUUUUGCAAGUCCGCAACACCAUCAGUGCGGUUGAAUCGGCCUCGACAAUCUACGAUAUAUCCGCAGUACUGAAUGGUCCGCUUGCUUUGUAUCAUCCCCAGCUUCUCAUUCAAACGAUUUACGUGGAUCGACUGGAUAUUGUGUCUGCUGUUUUAGUGAAACUGUUACACCAGCUGAAGUUCGGUGAAGUUGAAAGCCUGCUUGGCUUUGACAUGAUGGAUCUAUUACACAAGGACCCAUCAGUAGUCGAGAAAUUCACAAGUGACGUUGCUGGAGAGCUUGAGGAAAUGCUGGCGAAGGUCUCUCUGCCCUAUUUGACUCGUCACCAGCAAAUCACAUUGUUGGGUGUGAUUCAAAGCGUCGACAUGAUUCUCAACAAGUUGGACGGCAUUGAUGUGUUUGGAAUAAAGUUUUUGCUCGGACACCAAAUGUUUUUGACCCACAAAAGCAGCCAAGCCGCCAUGACCAUGCGGGACUUUGUCUGGGCCUGGCUAAGCGAGUCCAAGGCUGUGCUGUUGAACGAGGUUCUGAAACUGGAGACCUUGAGUUGGGAGCUUUUACGAAAAGCAGGUGUGCCCUACUGGGUAGACCAUAGUAUGUUGGUUGAGAUAACCGAAAAUCUUGCUCGCCAGAUAUACUCCACUACGCGCGAUCCUGUUUUGACCAGUCUCUACUACCUUGCCUUGCGAAAAAAGACGGUUUUGCAGGGGCUAUGGCGGGUUGCCGUAGGACACCCUGAGCAGCAAAAGACUGUCAAGCUGUUGAACCACGACUACACCGAGCCAGCACGAAAGACCACAGCGUUGAAAAAUGCCUACGCGCUGCUGUCGAAACGCAGGUACGAGUAUGCAGCCGCGUUAUUCCUCCUGGGCGAUUCGGUCGAGAAUGCCUGCGGUGUAAUAGUACGUCACAUGAAGGACCCUGCGCUGGCGGUUUUGGUUGCCAGGGUUUACAGCGGCGAUAAUGGUGAUGGCAUGGUGAGCUUGGUUGAGAAACACCUUCUGUCAGGAUCUGAAGAGACAAACGACCGAUGGACCGCUGCCUGGGCCUAUCACAUAAUUGGCCAGAAAGUAGAGGCUGUCAAAAGCUCGAUGUUUGUUGAUCUUGUUGCCGAGCCCACCAAGGUCGUUCGCCAAAUGGAAGACCCGGUCCUGACGGUUCUUUACCGGAGCAUAUGCGGCAACACCCCGGUUCCUACUCGAUCCGAGCUGGAGUUCUUGAAAAAGGCAGCAUUUAUUUAUACUCGCAUGGGCUGUGAGCUUGUGGCGGCAAACAUGAUGUGCUACUGGACGUUCCAGCGCGCGGCCAGCCCCGAGCCCACCCCGGGCGCUGAGACACAAGCAAUUGCCCCGCCAGAGCCCGAACCAGAGGCAAAACAGCCUCCACCGCAAGCAAUGGCGGCCGAGCCCGACAUGAGUGCGUUUGAUUUUGGGUUCUAA
This is a messenger RNA of Wickerhamiella sorbophila, 3525 nucleotides long. RefSeq names its product Regulator of V-ATPase in vacuolar membrane protein 1. Bases 1 to 3525 code for a protein of 1174 amino acids. The transcript has a single exon. The record is from RefSeq and is a predicted model, not a curated record. Gene Ontology annotation, biological process: vacuolar acidification. NCBI's taxonomy places the organism in Eukaryota, Fungi, Ascomycota, Dipodascomycetes, Dipodascales, Trichomonascaceae. Gene Ontology annotation, cellular component: RAVE complex. Gene Ontology annotation, molecular function: protein binding.